AUGAGUGUUGACAGAUCCAUUUUUUUUUUUGAUUCCACUUUUUCUCCUGGCCCUCUCACGUCCGCCACUGUUCCCUAUCAUUCCUUAUCCUCUUGGACUCUCCUCUCUCUCUCCACAGCCUACCAUUCCUUAUCCACCGUCGUAUCCUCAUCACGCACAGCCUCUUCUUCCGCAAGUUCUUCUGCAGCUACGCCGCUCGACGCUCUACUCCUGGACCACCUCAUCCCGCGCUCCCCCUCUGGCACCUCUGCAUCCUCCCCGAGCGACACCGUUGGCUCCGCGGCCACCGAUAUUACGCUCCCAAGGAAGGUGUGGCUGGACAAAGAUGGCAAGCAGCUACAGCAGUGGCCCAUCGAGGAGGUCGAGACACUGAGGAGGAAACUUGUCAGUCUUCAGCGAACCCAGGUAUCCAAGCUCGAGGCAUGGGAGCUCGUGACGAUGACCGUGAAUGUUGUAGGCGACGGCUUGAUUGUGUCUCAAUCCACACACGAAAGGGCCAUUUUAUUUGAUAGUAUGAGGGAGAAAACAUGCCAAAAUGGCUUAUUCGGGGAACACCGGCGAACAUUGUUGUUGAGAAAAUCCAUAUUGGUUGAUUCGGGGAAGUAACAAUAUCUCUCUCCCCCUCUUUGCUUCUAUGUUAUGUGUGAAAGUAGUACACACUAUGUAUAUGUCAAAAUGAACUCCUUUGUAUUGAAUAAAUCGGUAUUGAGUUGUUACAAAUGUUUGGUUUGUAUAUCCAAUUUGUGUGGUUGCAAAUGCUCUGUGAGAUGAUUGUAAUUAAUAUUCACUAUUGUGAGAUGAUUACAAUAAA
Molecule: messenger RNA, 811 nt
Organism: Phragmites australis (common reed)
Lineage: Eukaryota; Viridiplantae; Streptophyta; Magnoliopsida; Poales; Poaceae
Exons: 3
Coding region: 1-606 (201 amino acids)
Source: RefSeq, a predicted model, not a curated record